Molecule: messenger RNA, 1637 nt
Organism: Acanthopagrus latus (yellowfin seabream)
Lineage: Eukaryota; Metazoa; Chordata; Actinopteri; Spariformes; Sparidae
Gene: rbm41
Product: RNA binding motif protein 41
Exons: 7
Coding region: 93-1541 (482 amino acids)
Biological process (GO): mRNA splicing, via spliceosome
Cellular component (GO): U12-type spliceosomal complex
Molecular function (GO): U12 snRNA binding; pre-mRNA intronic binding
Source: RefSeq, a predicted model, not a curated record
CUCUGUUGCUACGCGUGUUUUGUUAUUUACACUUUAAUUGUGAGAUAAUACGUUUAACUGGACAUGUACAUGUAUUAAACUACACUGCAGACAUGAUGGAGUGGAGCUGUCUCACCUCUGUCGGCUGGUUUGGCCUCAGUUUAUCUCAUGUACAGUCACAGUGUGUUCAAACUGAAGUCAGAAACCUGUUAGCCUUCUCUCUCCUCCGUGUCAGACAGCAGCUCAGAGUGAGCCGGCGACCGUGUGAAGACGGCCCGCUGCUGGAGGAGCAGGAGACGGAGGGCCAGCGGCAGCUGCACAGCCUCCUGCUGCAGCAGCUCCACACCGACGUCGACAUCAACCGAUGUGUAGCCAAGAAGCAGUGCUUCGCCCCGGCGGCUCUCUACCGGCCGUUUGGAGAUCAAGCAGCUGGAGUGAGGAGCCUCUCCCAGUUUCAGGCCCUGCAGGACGGGGAGAAAGAGCUGGCCAGCUUACGGGAGCUCGGCCUGACCGAAGCAGAGAUCGAACUGUGGCAGAGCAGAGACGAAUCUGUGGCUGCAGAGAAGUCCCACGGUGUGUGUGCAGCUCCAGGUGUGAAGCAGCAGCGCCUGCAGGUGAUCAGAGACAAGAUCCAAGCCAGAGACGAGCUGCUGUCCCGCCCACAGCGAUUCGCCUCCAGCCGGCCGCUGUCACGCCGCGAAAUGGAGAUCGAACGGGCGCUUUUCCAGGGAAACGACCGGCUGGGUUUCCUCACCGCACUUUACCAUCGAGGUGAAGUAAAGCAGGACGACCAGCAGGGGGAGUCCUGCUCUGAUCCGAUGGACUCGCUCUACAGAGACGUAUUCGAAAAGGGAGGACAACAAGCGUCGCUGCAGGACUCUGACAGAGACACAGGUGGAGCACCACACCUGCUGACACAUGCAACUGUAUCUGACCAAUCACAGGACUCACAGAGAGACAACAACCAAUCAGAAGAAGCUUCUGACCAGCAUGGUGAAAGAAGCAGCUUGUCAGGUUUGAGUUCAGACCCCUCAGAGCAGCAGCUCGUUCAGGAGGACCCGAGGAAAUCACCUCCAGCUGCUCCAACACAUAUCAACAUCAGCCAGCCAAUCGGCAGUCUGUGUGGAGCGGUGAAGGCGGGGUCAGGGAGACAGCUGACUGUCAGGGGCGACAUCGAGACGAUCACAGACGAAGAAAUCCUGAACAACCGAGAAUCUGAGGACGGGAUCCGGAGCAUCCCGAGGUUCAGGAACUACGAGUCGGGAAAACCCAACAAGGUGUUGUGUGUGAAGAACCUGAGUCCACAGGCCUCAGUGGCCCAGCUGGUGGCGCUGUUCUCCAGGUUCGAGCAGGAGGACGGACUGCCGGUCGUUUACCGCCUGCUGACCGGACGGAUGAAGGGUCAGGCCUUCAUCACGCUGCCAGACGCUGAAACGGCCCAGAAAGCCUUGCAGCUGGUCCAUGGAUACCGGUUGCUAGGGAAACCUUUGGUGGUUGAGUUUGGCCGUGAGCGACAGGAAGACGAGAAACAGAAGAAGAAGAAGGAGGAGGAGGAGAAGUAACAAGUGUUUGUUCCUGACAGCAGAGAUGUAAAUAAUGUCCGAUGUGAUUGUAUUUAUUUAUUAUCUGGAUUAAAUUGUGGAAAUCUUUUUACUAAA